Molecule: messenger RNA, 1086 nt
Organism: Dothidotthia symphoricarpi CBS 119687
Lineage: Eukaryota; Fungi; Ascomycota; Dothideomycetes; Pleosporales; Dothidotthiaceae
Exons: 1
Coding region: 1-1086 (361 amino acids)
Source: RefSeq, a predicted model, not a curated record
AUGUCCAUAGUUGACCCGGCAGCGGCGAAGACGUCGGCUGCGCCCAAACGAUCGUCAUCUGCCGGUCCUCCGAAGCCCAUACCGCGACCGGCUGGAGGGGCAAACGGAACAGCUCCGGCUCCCCAGCUGAAGCGCAAAGCAUCUAGUCCAGCAGAUGGCAGUCAAGUCAAGAUUCAAAGAAAAGAUGGUCCUGGCCAGCUCGGCCAGACAAACGGCCCUGUCCGCCCGGCUGCGACGCCCAGCGUGGCAAGACCGAACACACCCGCUUCUACCUCAUCUAUUCCAUACCGUGGGACCGCUGCACCAGCGUCUACGAAGACUGCAAGCCCGAUGGUCAAGAGACCUACAAUCACACCACGCAUGUCAUCAGCCCCGUCCAAGCCACCUGCGCCCGCACCUAAGCCCGCUCCAACCAUCACUGCAUCGACCUCAGCAUCGGCGGGUGCGCCCAAAAAGGGAUAUCUGGCUCUGCUCCAAAAAGCAAAGGAGAAGGAAAUAACAAAGCCUGCUGCCCCUUCAGUCAAGCAUGAGUCAACCAAGAUUUUGACAAAGAAGGAACGCUUGGCACUCAAGACAGAAACAAACAAUGGUGUCAAAGGAAAGAAGUCAGGGCCAGGAGUGCCUUUGAGGCCCACGGAUGCCAAAGGCGAUGCGUCAAAGGUGCAACGGAAGCCUGCCGAAGUCGGCUAUCAAGGUACUGCACGCCCUACCAAGAAGCCUGAGCCUAUGGGAUACAAAGGAACUGCUCGGCCAGGCAGCGCGCCCGCGCCUUCCAGUCGGAACGGAACACCUGCCGCCAAAGCGAAACCAAAGCCUGCGAAGGGACGCUACGAUGGAUAUGUGGAAUGGUCUGACCUCGAUGAUGAGGACGUCGACGAAGAAGAAGACUAUGAGAGCGAUGCCUCAUCCGACAUGGAGGGUGGAAUGUGGGACGUGGAGCAAGAAGAACAGUUGGCUCUCAAGGCUGCAAAGAAGGAGGAUGCCGAGGCGCUUGCAAUGGAGUUGAAGCUCAAACGAGAGAAGGAAGAACGGAAACGAAAGCUUGCGGCGAUGUCGAAAGUCGCUGCUACCAAGAGGAAGUUUUGA